GCAUAAAGUCGAAUUCAGUGUUUAUCAUCUUACAACUUUUUUUAAAUCGACUCGCGCAUUAAACGAGAACCUACGGGACUCAUCAUUUUGCAAAUGACAUUUUUGUUUCUGUUUGAAUUUUUUGUAAUAGUAAUCUGAAGAAAGUGAAACUUGUUCAAUACCGUACAUUGAUGUCAGUGGAAAAGGCUCUUGAGAUAAAAAGGAAGGUCUCAACAAGUUAAUUAACUGAUUGAAGAUGAUUUAAAUAAGCACAUUCUAAGAAACAUAUUUAAAACCCAACAAGAGUGCAAGUGCUCCAAACCAGUGUGAAUGGAAAAUGGAAGCAGCUACACCACUUAGAAGAUGCAUUCUGGGAAUCAGUGAAGCCGGCACAUAGCGGCAAUCAGUGUGAAAUGUCUUCGCUAGUGAGAGCCCUUUCGUGGCCACUGUUGUCCCAGUCCCAGGCCGGAAUCGGAGGACCCUGCAGUGGUGGGGGAAACGACGGCGAUGGCCUCAACGAUGAUGACGAAGGCCGUAACGAGCCAAACGGGGCCAAUGGGCAUCAUCCGGGGGAAAUGAAUGGGGCAACCCGGGGCAAGAAGAAUGGCCUUCCACCCUCGCCCACUUUUCAGCAGCUGAUGGCCGCCCGGAGAUUGCUCUGCCGCCGAUAUUAUCCGGAGGGUGGCUGGGGCUGGAUUGUGAUUGUGGUGGGAAUACUGGUGCACACGAUGACCCACGGGAUUCAGCUGAGCUUCGGGCUGUUGUUGGACUAUGUGAUGCGGUACUUCGGGAAGCGACUUACGGAUACAGCACCGCCUGGUACUGCUGAUGGAACCGCUCCCCUGCUCUGCGUUCAGAGCGCUGCCUUCGUAGUUCCGUAG
Uranotaenia lowii is the source of this 860-nucleotide messenger RNA. RefSeq lists its product as uncharacterized. The record is from RefSeq and is a predicted model, not a curated record. NCBI's taxonomy places the organism in Eukaryota, Metazoa, Arthropoda, Insecta, Diptera, Culicidae. The transcript is spliced from 3 exons. Bases 393 to 860 code for a protein of 155 amino acids.